Molecule: messenger RNA, 1736 nt
Organism: Exophiala viscosa
Lineage: Eukaryota; Fungi; Ascomycota; Eurotiomycetes; Chaetothyriales; Herpotrichiellaceae
Exons: 3
Coding region: 497-1321 (274 amino acids)
Molecular function (GO): protein binding
Source: RefSeq, a predicted model, not a curated record
GUGAUGCACAAACACCAACGACUUGAGAUCGCAUCAAAAAGGGCUUCGAGCAAUGAUCCUUAUCAUACAAAUGAGGCUGCGUGUUGUUUGUUUCUAUGGCUACCUUCCCUGCCAAGGCCUGGAAGCGCCUGCGCGUCAGUCGCAUAUAUUCGGUACCAGUCCUUCAUCCUCUUUCCUUUCUCUUCUUCACGCACCGAGCAGGCAAAGUCAAUACGUGUUUGGGUCAAUCUUUGCUUUUCGCAAGGAUUUCCAAACCCGUCCAAGUUCUUUAGUGUGAUUUCUAUUGGCUGUUGGCUUCUCAUCCCCCGAUGAGGCUGGCAGACGAGGGAGUCAUCUAUAGAACUUCGCAGCUCCCACAUCACAUGGUACUCCUGUGAAUCAAGCGUCAUCCCCUCAAAAACCUAUCACGCUCUCUACUACUGUCAUAGGUUCUUCGGUCGCUCUUUCUCCCUUUCUGGCCCUCGUUCGUUGACUUCAAGUACUCGACAAUCAUUCCAUGCGCCGUUUCGACGAGAUGUUCAAGCGAUCAUUUAAUACCAGAGAUGGUCGCAUCGUUAAAUCGAAGGCCACCAAGACUACUUAUCCCGAACAUGUGAAGAGGAAGAUGCAGGACAGUGUGGACGAAGGCUCGCUGGUGGCAAGUACACUGACGAGCCCUAUCGUUACCCUUGUCGUCGGUCGUGAGCAGCGCCUCUUCGCUGCGCACGAAGACGUCCUCUGUCAUUCGCCCUACUUCGCUGCCGAGUUGAAAGGCCAGUUCCUGGAAAGCGGCACGAAGAGAGUGGAACUGCCCGGAGAAGAGCCCGAAGUACUAUCCUGUGUCCUCGAGUUUCUAUACAAGGGUGACUACUAUCCACGUUUGUUGCACGACAAGCGCCGAAACACUUGGGAUCUCGAGGAUGCGCACCGGGAUAUCAAAACUGGUGGUCGCGGAAGCACCGUUUCGACACUCUACCUUUCCGACGUGCGUGGAGAUGUUCUUCGGGACACUGUCGUCUACUGCGCUGCCAACAAGUACGGCCUGGAAGAGCUGAAGAGCCUUGCUCUACGGAAACAAGGCCUUCAGUCUGGCAUCCAGGUCGACGUGAUCUUGCGAUCUGCUCGGUAUGCGUACCAGAACACGCCGGACACAGAAUCGAUCCUCCGCGCUCAUUACCUAGCCCUGAUCAUUCGAAGUCGCAAGACUUUUAAGAGGAGCGGAACCAUGCAGAUGGAGAUGGAGAAAGGGGGCAAAUUGUUUUUCGACCUGUUUGUGGCCAUGUGCAACCACAUCGAUGAUAUUGUGACGAUCGGCAACAGUCGUUCUCCCAAAGUCAUUUGAAGGUUGCAAACAAACCACAACGGGGCGACGGUUCGGAGCUAUAUCGUGAGGUAGGACAGUAUGUUUGCCAUGUCGUUGGAUAAAACAGCAACGAGCUUCCGGGACCGUCGACUGCUUUGAUAGCAGCGCAACUCCACUUCUCUCGAGGUUGGCCGACGACUUGCUGGUUUAUCGAAACCCUACUCUUUCUAAUGGCCCUCGGCGCAAUCGGCUUUCAACUCUGUCCUUGUUGGAAAUAUGGUCAAACCACACAGCGUGCGGCUACACUCGCAACUCUUUUGUUGUAUUGAUUGGAUUCUCGACUCUGCGUCGACAUCUGCUUGGAUGGCGAAGCUACAUUCGACUCGACCUUGAGGGUCGGGAAGAUUACCUCUUAAUGAUUCAGAAUAGGAAAUGAGAGAUUCCGGCCACCUCA